Oreochromis niloticus (Nile tilapia) is the source of this 1847-nucleotide messenger RNA. It is a transcript of the gene fgfbp3, whose product is annotated as fibroblast growth factor binding protein 3. Bases 134 to 847 code for a protein of 237 amino acids. NCBI's taxonomy places the organism in Eukaryota, Metazoa, Chordata, Actinopteri, Cichliformes, Cichlidae. Gene Ontology annotation, biological process: cell-cell signaling. Gene Ontology annotation, molecular function: growth factor binding. The transcript is spliced from 3 exons. The record is from RefSeq and is a predicted model, not a curated record.
UACUCCCCCCCAAACACCCUCCCUCCUCCCUCCUCCUCCUCCUUUAUCCUCCUCUUCUCCCCUCUUUUAUCCGAGUGUUUGUGGCCCCCUCAGUCUCAGAGCGACUCGGAGCCGAGGAGCGUCACAUGCCACAAUGAGUGUCCUGCCAUAUUGUGUCCUCAUCCUCCUCCUCCUCAUCCCCAUCCUCACUGAAGCUAAACGCCAACCAGGGCAGGAGAAGCCUGACAAACCCCGUCAGCCUCCUCCAUCACCUCAACCGGCCAAGAGACCCAGAAAUCGCUCCGUGCCAGGCUCCGGAGAGCUGACCUCCAAGGAGGGGCAUCGCUGCGUUUGGCAGACAUCAGGUGAAGGUCUGGUGAGCCUGCUGGUGAACUGCAGCAUUGAAACACAAGGAGACCUGCAAAGGUAUUGGUGUCGUUACGCUGGUAAACCAGACCUCUGCCAGGCCUAUGGGGUGAAGUCCAGCCAGUACUGGAAGCAGCUGGUGGGAAAGCUGAAGAAAAGGCAGAAUGCCUGCGAAGGGGAAAAAGUCCUGAAGGCCAAAACCUGCAAGAAGGCGCCCGCAGAGGCCCACAUGAAGCUCGCUCAGCGCAGCGGGGAAGACGACAAGAAGGGAGGGAAGGAAGGAGGGAAGAAGAAACCAGCUGGGAAGAGUGUAGGAGGAGGAAGGAUGGACAAAAGGAAGAAGAAGGAAGAGGAGACAGAGGAGAAGAAGAAGAGGAGGGAGGAAAGGACUGAGGCUGAGGAUGAGGAGGGAAUGCAGAGUGACAUGGAGCCGGUGCAGGCUUACUGCAGCGAGGGCUGGCACUCGGUCUGCUCCUUCUUUGUCAAGUUCUUUGAAGGCUGAUGAGAAAUUAUUUUGGAUUUAUGAUGGUGCGAAUUCACAAUCUGAAAACAACACUGGAAAUCAUGUUCUUAGUCUCAUGGGAAGAAUCAGGCAGCUCGUUUAUAACAAUAUAUAUAUUCUUUAAUUUCAUUUUCAACAUGGAGCUGCUUUAAUAAACAAAUAUACCCAACGUUAUCUUAUAUUUGGACACAAAAACUUUGAUAACAUCAGCUUUUUAUAGAGUCUGACUUUUUUCUCUAACCAAUUAGCCCCAUGGCAUCUACUUAGCUAUGCUACAGUGGAGAGAUAAUUACUACCAGGUAAUAUAAAUUAUGCAAAACCAUUAAAAUUAAAGGUGUUAAUGUUCAAUGAACACGAUUAAUUUAUUAGAAAAUCAUUAGAGACUGUUAAUUUAACCUGAAAUGGGAAAGAGUCGAGCUAUAAAGGUACUUUUUAUAAUAACCUUCAGUGAGUGUGUCAGGCUUUCCAGGUGUGUUUUAAUAUUUGUUUUCAGUUCAGCUCACAUUUCAUCAAUGCAGGACUCACUGCUACAGUUGGCUUUACACAAAACGUCUCAUCAGCAUGAGGCUAACAGUAUUUUAGACAUAAAGUCAAAGUUUGGUUAAAUUCUGUUCAUCACUUCAGUUCAUUUUAGAAGGUUUUUAAAUAUUUUUAAACCCCAUAAUUCGCAUCAAGUUUCUUUAUUUGGAAAAAAUAAACUUUUUGUUUGGUUAUGUUUAGAUCUCGGACGUGUCUUGCCAUCGUAGAUGUGUUUUCUAGAACUCAGAAGAAACUGAAAAGUUAUUUUAUGUCCAAAUUUUCUGAUAAUAAAUAAAUGUAAUAAUUCUGUGGGCAACAAUCAGUCAGUGAGAAUAGUGAUUCUUAAGUUUAAUCAUGUGUAUUUUAGUACUUCUUGUUUUCUUGAUGUGAAACUUUUUUAUACACUUUGUGUAACUUUUUCUAAAUGACUGUUAACAAUGUUGGAACUCGACAAUAAAGUGCUUCAAAUUUCCCUUUCUAA